AUUUCGUGAAUCAAGAAACAAAGAAGCCUUUUAAAGAUGAACAGAGCUCCAGACAAGACGAACUAACUGUAAGGGUAAAUGAAGGAGUAUCUGCUACAACAACGAUUGGAGAAACCAUACCAGAUCAAAACACAGAGGGAACUUCCAUCCAUUGUCAGCCAAAUGGAAUCACUGGCAACAUCCCUGAAAACCAUCAACAAAACGAUACGGUAUGUGAUUCUCAAGACAGCGUGAACCGAUUCAAAGGAAAAGAAAGUCAGAAAGAUCAUUCGAAAGACUCGUUACGAAUUUCUCUUGAACACCAACCACCAACAGAAGCGAAAAACUGUUCUGGUACGGUGGAGGAAUCAAGGCUGAAAAAAAACGGAACGCCCAUGGGAACUGACGAAACCCCCACGCUAGUCAGAACACUAUCUGCCGAUAAACUACACCCAUACAUCGAAAAAACUUUAGGUGAAUUAAGCCUCGGCACCAACUCUCGGUAUGCAGAUACAGUGAUUGGUACCUUUUCUUCCCCACUGAUGACUUCGAUUUCGUCAGUGCGACAAAAUGACGAUUUGCCGCCAAUCCAACAGUAUGGUGACACAACAGAGACGAGUAACGUAAAUAAAAUGCCAGCUGUAAGGUCAGAGGAGGUAUCCCAAAAAUGUAAACGAAGGAAAUUCGGAACUAAGGUAGAGGUGGAUUUCUUCUAUCAGCGCGGCUCUGCUUUAGAUGCUCACGAAGACAGAGAGGUAGAAUUUAAGUCUCUCGCAGGCGCCAGCCCCGGGUCACUCAGAUGGAAAAUUAUGGAGAAGGCUAAAAAGUUCAUUUGCGCCUGCUUAAAUGCUGACAGGAAAGGUAUAAUAUAUUUCGGAGUGGCAGACUCUCAAGAGCAGGGCUCGAAGUUCCGACAUGGAGAAAUAAUUGGACUUGACGUUGAGAAUAUCAAAGACGAUAUCAAUAAAGCCUUCCAAGAUGUCCUUGAUCACCACAUAAAAAGCGAAGAUAGGCUGCUUCAGAAAGGAGGGGAACAAAAUUGUGUUAAUAUCUACUUCAUCCCUGUUAAGAGCACGCAAAAUUCAAAUGAUCUUCAUGUCAUAGAAAUUGAGGUGGCUCGAGACUUUCUUUACUGUAAAGAUAACGUAUAUUACUACAAAGUUUGGACCGAGAAGAGCGAGAGCAGGGACUGCACUGGCAAGACAGGCUUGCGAGACUUUUUCAAAGUAAAAGACGAGUGUGUGGAAGCCGCAAUUCGUACCAACGGUGCAUCUUGCUGUGUAAAACCAAAUGAAGUAAAGUGGCAAAUACGAGACCCCCUAUCUACAAAGUACAAGGAAUGGAAACGGGAUAUCACAUUUGGGGGCAGUGGUUUAACUUCUGAUGGUCUGAGCACCAAUGACGGUGACCUCCAGAAGUUCAGCACGAUAGUCAGAGAGCGUUUACGUGACCUUAACCUUCAAGAGUAUCGCUACAUUCUUGUUGCCAACAAGCUACCUCCUGAGUACAGAGGGACUUCAAAAUUAUCUUUUUUGCAAAACAUUCCUUGGGUGGCCGUAUUCGAUCUCUUCGAUGCUGCCUCAAAGGAAGAUGGCUUAUACUUUUCUUGCAACGAGGUGGGCGACGGCGCGCGUGCAAACAUCAAGACCCUCCACGAUUUUAAGGAUGUGUCCUCAGGUUCCAUUGGUGACAAGGAUUGUCCCCUUUCCUUGAGAGGGACUACUUGGAUUUUAAAGGAGCCAAAUAGAAUGGAGGAAGAAGAUUGGAUCACAUGUUCAAAGGACUAUUUGUACCGAACAUUGACUGCCUACAUGGAGAGCUUUCCCUCCGGGCGACUAAUGUUUGUUUUCCUUGGAUUUGCAGAAAAUGCCGUUCUCGAAAUGUCAGACAUCGCAGAAAGCUGCUUCAGCAUACUUGGUGAGGAAAUUGCCCGGAAAUCUGUCACCAUUAUAAGCGAAAAUAAAGCGGUCGCUGAUGCUUUUAUCAAGGCUUCUAGGUCACCUCUGGUUAGAAAACAACUUAGAGAAUGUUCCAUCACCGGAAUAUCUUGGGAUCUACUAAAAGAAAUUGUUAAAGAAAUGGUCGGACCUUUUGAGUUUCAAGAAAGAGGUGCUACCACAAAACUUCCCCAUAUCACCGGCCUAAAAGAAAUUCUCAACAAAGUUAUCAACUCCUGGGUUGAUCUUGAAGUCUACUGUCCAGAACCUCAGAAUCUAUUGCCACGUUUGACUAAGGACAUUGAAAAAGUCAGAGAUGCCUUCUACAAAGGUGCACAGUGUAACCAGGUAAACCUUUUCCAUGACCACAGCAUUCAGAGAACCCUGGAGGAGGAAAUAACUCGAAAGAUUGACCAAGCCCUAAACUCCCUCAGUGAAGCAAGAGGUGAUCGUAAUUGCUACGUCAAGACCGUUACUAUCCCCUACGAACCGGGGUCUGGUGCAACGACUCUGUGUCGGAGAAUUUUGUGGAAGAAGCGGAAGGCCUGCCGUUGUGCACUUGUCAAGGCAAUCACAGCCAGUACCGAGUUUCAGAUCAAAGAACUCCAACGUAAAGGUUACGAAAGGAUGAAGCCUAAUUAUUCACCUCCCGUUCUGGUACUUAUUGACAAUUUUCCUCAGAUCGACACUCAACGUUUGUCAAAGGGUCUCACCUCAAUGGAGACAAAAUGUGUCAUACUCUCCACCGUUCCCAUUGAAAAGUCAGGCCCUGAUUUAUAUUUUGACAUUAAGCCCCUGAAACAACUGGAUCCGAACGAAACGCAGCUUGUGAAGAACAUCUUAAUGAACAUUACUAAAGAUAGCGAGAAACGGAAGAAAGGCGAAGAGGUCCUUGAGCGCGAAAAGCGAUUUAUCUGGUUUGGGUUGGAGCUUUUUGGCAGAAAAUACGUCAAGAUAGAGCAACGGCUUCAGAAUCACAUCGAUAGUACUUUGGCCACCCUGGGAAGUUCCCAUUCAUUACACGAAAAGCUCCUCAACUUCUGCUGCUUUCUUCACUUCUACAGUAAUAGCCGCUAUAUCUUGCCUCAUCCCCUAGUGGUUGAUUUGCUUUACAAAGAGAGCAAUGAUGGCGAGGAAGAGCAUCAAAGAAAGGAUCUUAUUCAUGACCUGUUCGGAGGACUUCUCCUUGAAGGGUUCGACGAGACCCAUGGGUAUAGCGGUUGGCAACCUGCCCAUUACCUAGUGAGCGAAGUUGUGAAGUCAAGAAUGGAUGUUGAAGAAAUUGCCCUUCAACUACUGGAAAACGCAGAGGAAGGAGUAGCCUACGUGAACAAAUUUUUGAGACAGCAGCUCUUCCAGAUUUUCCUAGAUCGGAAGAGAAUUUCCGAACCAGUUUGCCUAUCGAAAGAAAGAGGAACAGAUGACGACAUUAUUGGUUCAGAUAUUGAAACCGACCCCUUCGGGUUUUAUGAAGUUCGCACGAGGUACUCCCCCUUGAUAUUAGACAUAAAGGCACAAGAUGAUGGCAAUCGCAGGACUUUAAAAUUUCUAAUUGCGACCUGCCGGAAGGCCAACCAAACAGAGUAUAAAGCAUACGCCUGGCAACAGCUGGCAAGAUUCAUGGGCUAUGAGAUGCGGUCCGAAGAACUUAAAAGAACCGAUAUCCUGCAUGAGCUCCUUUAUAACGUCAUGGUAGAAAGUGAAGUGGGAGAGAAGAGAUCUUCUAGACCUAAAACUGGGAUUGAAGCAGCGCACAUUGCUGUGGAUAUUGCUAUCAACCAGCAACCAAGCUAUAGUCAUCAUUAUACAACAAAAGGCGUUCUCUACGUUUUACAACUGAGAGAUUACAACGAUCAAGAUGGUACUAGUCUCGUGUCUCACCUUCCCGAUGUCAUUCACAUAUGCCGUAACGCGCUGGAAGUGUAUGACCAAGCAAUUAAAAUGAUGCAGUCACUCAACUACUACUCAAUGAUCGGGAAAAUUCAAGUGAUCGUAUUGCUGUUGAAAAUUGUAAAGGGCUUACCGUGCUUUCUUCUCGACAGUAACCUUUUAUCACGUUAUUUAAAUAGAGAAGAAAUUCCUAAGGGGAUGAAAGAAGUACUUUUGCCAGAUGACCAUAAAUACGUCCAGGGUCUCAGUCGAACAACUCUAGACCUACUGAACAAACUCUUCGGGGAUUUCAAAUACCGGCAGUUAACCACGUAUGAUGAAAAUGAAAUGAAUGGUAUAAGAAGUGCACUAAUAAGAGCUUGCAAGUUGCGGCGACAAUUCUACGAGAUUACUGAAUUUGACAGAAGCGACCUAGUAGAUGUUAAAUUGCCUUUGUCGCCAGUCUUGAAAGGAGCACCUGACCUCCUUCCACAGAUAGUGCAAGAUACUCUUUUCAAGCGCCGUGAGACAUUAUAUAGUGGGUGGUCUAACCUUGAUGAUGAAGUAGUUUCGUCAAUUUAUCGUCUUCUUAAGCCAGUAUGCUUGAAGGAUAAUGGGAAUCACGAUGACAUGGUGAUUUUCUCGAGGGCGUGCCUUCGACUGCGAAGUGAAGAAAAGCCACCAGUGAAAGAGCUCGAUGAUGUUGUACAAAACUGGGUACAGAGGUUUCCAGACUCAGAGUGGGCACACUUGUUUAAUUGCAUGAUCCACUUCCCCUUACCAAAUGGUAGUCUGGCACCGUAUGGUUCUAAAACAUUGGCUUCUGUUAAGGAAUGUCGUCGGAUUGCUCAAGAGAGAACAAGCUGGAAAGUUCGGCUUUCGGGGGCUGAAUACUUCCUUGGAAAGGGAAAGGGCCUUUCCGCAAUUGUAAGCAGUCAAAGGUUUCCUACUCUAGAGAGAAAAGGGAGGAACAAGACUCACUUCUGGAGAAGCAAAGAAGUCUCCGACGUACUCUUGCGUGUGAAGGGUCAAAAAGAAGCUAAAGGUAUCAUUAUUUAUCAUGGAAUUAAGCUUCGCUUUGACGACAUGCUCUAUCCCAAACCAAGCAGGGACAACUUAUGGUUUUAUGUCGGAUUUUCCGUGACUGGUCCGUAUGCAUUCGAUCCAAUAGACGAAGACACUUAUUCUACUAUCAAUGGAGACCUAGAAGAGAAGGAGCAGAUGAAUGAGAUGUCUACAGGAGAAUCAAACGCCAAUUGUAACAGUGUUUCUUCUGCCGUUAAUCAAGAUGGCAACGAAGCAAUUGACUCGGAGAGCAAUGCACAGAGAAAUUCAAUGUUGAUAAAGCAAGAGACUUUUAAUUUCACUGAGGUAACUGGUUGUAAACCGACUGACACAAAAACACCUACUAAAUACUAUGGUGAUUCUCAUGUUGCGCCUGGCAACAUGUCUUCUUGCGCAAAAUCAGAAGCCCCUCCUGCGACACUUCCGAAAGUUUCAGGUACAGGAUUUCGGAUUGUGUCCGACGAAACAGCCUCACCUUCGUAUGCAACAGCCGUUAAAUACGGAGUAGACGGAGAAAAAGAAUCAGCAGAAAGUCACAAUAGUCCAUCCGUAGCUGCGCCGGCUAAGUCCCAAACGGUCAGCAGACUUAAAACCGUCACGGGGAAACAGGGACAAAAGAAGCGCAAAUUUCAGCCAACAGGCAUUGAUGACAAAGGAAAGCUUCAUCAUGGGGUGUUGGUUCUUGGAGAGUACAAGUCCAAGGAAUGCAAAAUUCACACAAACCCUAGUUCCCAGCUUCACGAUAUCGAUCGCUGCACGUUUGCUCAUUCGUGGCGGGGGGAUACUUGCCAGUUUGUAUGUACCAAGUGCACGCAAGAUGAGAAGAAAGUUUGCCGACAAAGAAAGGAACAUAAGCGAUUUAUAUGGAACUUAGGCCCCUACCUUAACGAGGAUGGUAGGAUCUGGGAAGAAUCUUGCCCCUAACUGUAAAAUUGGCUCAGUCUCCAUGGAUUUUAAAUUUCUGCACUUUUCCUCAGCAACACGUUGAACGAACAAUUGAUACCAAUUGCAAUGAUCUGAGCUUGUUUACUGAAGUCAUGACCAAAGACUGAAGGAAAGCAUGUGCAAUUCUUAACUGAGCUGUUUAUACAGACACCUUUUAAUUCACUUAUUCACUUUUUUGUGCUAAUUACAUGUCAUCUUAUUCAGAACAAAUGCAGCGCAAUUCGCCUGGCUGAACUACCGCGUCUGGCCCUAUUUUUCCUUUUCUGUGUUCCUGCUAUGCGAAAGACUUGACCACCUGCCUCCAUCUUUACAGUCCUGCCGCCCUGGUCGAUAGGUUGCCACAUAUAGAAGUUCUGACAUCACUGGUCCAUAACAAGGCGCCGGGAUAAAUUCAGGUUAAACGAAAAGCUUUGUUAAGUUAGAAUUAGGCUGUAUAGAUGGCCCAGACCGGAAACGAGCUGUUUCUAGGUCAAGUUGCCAUUUACUAACGUCUCGUCAGACCAAAGAUCGCAAAAAAAUUGCAGGACAAAAUUGAGUGGCUGAUGAAGCCGAAGAAAAUUCCAAGAAGCCUAAAUUUCAAGUAAGCUUUAAUUAAUGCUUUCCGUCAGGUGCUAGGCAGGCAAAAAGUUUAUUCAAUCCGAACGUUUUUAUAUGGGGCAGAAUUUCUUAAGAAUAAUAAAGUUUAAUCAGAAAUCAA
Stylophora pistillata is the source of this 6492-nucleotide messenger RNA. Its product is annotated as sterile alpha motif domain-containing protein 9-like. NCBI's taxonomy places the organism in Eukaryota, Metazoa, Cnidaria, Anthozoa, Scleractinia, Pocilloporidae. The record is from RefSeq and is a predicted model, not a curated record. Gene Ontology annotation, cellular component: cytoplasm.